Molecule: messenger RNA, 1583 nt
Organism: Paramecium pentaurelia
Lineage: Eukaryota; Ciliophora; Oligohymenophorea; Peniculida; Parameciidae
Source: the annotation of a GenBank genome assembly
AUGGGGCCCUGUUAAUCUUAAUCUAAAUUGAAAUCAAGUAAAAAUUUGCAACAACCAACUUUAAUCCGAAAAACCGACCAAGUGCUCACAAAUAACAACCCUUCAAUGAUUCUUCCAAGUUUUUCUCCUAACCCAGAAGUUAUUAGCGAACCUUAUGACGAUACUAAAAAGAGUCUGUCCUAACUUAAGGUUUAUAAAUUCUCAUACUAACGAUUUUACAGUGAAAUCACAUAAGGUAACAUGAAAUGUAUGAAUAUUUGUUUAAUUAAAUAAGUGUCAUCAAAUUAGAAGUUGGUUCAGCAUAAUCUAACUGGUAAAAUUAGAGUAGUGGAACAAUAUGAAAGGAAUCAAUAAAAUGAAGAAUUUAUCACCCAAUUGAAAUGUUAUCCUCUGGUAAUAAAUAAAACAUAAUUAUUAUAUAGGAUAACCCUCGAAUUGUUAAUGUGCAUGAAUUAUAUAUUGAUGAGGAAUCCUUCUAUUUGAUUAUGGAUUAUUGUAGUGGAGGUUAACUCUCCAAUUACUAUGUCGAUAAAUCCAUAAUUCCAUUUAAUGAAGUUGAAAUAGCUUCAAUUAUCUAUUAAGCAGCAGAAUCUCUAAGAUAUUUGGAAAAGAUGGGAUUAACUCAUGGUUUCCUUAAUUUAAAUAGCUUUUCUAGAGUUGAUACAUCAAAUAAUUUUCAAAUUAAACUUAGUGAUAUAAGAGGUCUAUUUGUAAAGCCAGAGUUAAAUGAAUAAAAUGUUUUUAGUCUUCCACCUGAAGCAUGUAAUACAAAAGAUUAAAACGUAUUCAAUCACUCUAGAGAUGUUUGGUGUUUGGGAGUGAUGGCAUACUAGAUGAUAUGUGGAUAUCCUCCAUUUGAAGGAAAUACAAUUGAAUCAGUGAAAUCAUAAAUUAAAAAGAUGGCUGCUCAAUAUAAUAAUUUUUAAUUCGAUAGAGUAUCUAAAUUAUGUAGACAAUUAAUUUAAAGAAUUUUGGCACCUCUUAAAUAAAGAAUAUCAAUUGUAGCAUUAAUGAAUGAUUAAUGGUUUAAAAUUAGAAUUAAAUAAAAUGAUUAAAGUAUCUUAAAUAAACUUUAACAAAAUAAGGUCAAAAUUUCAGAACUUUAACAAUUAUUUUUGAUUUUUAUGAUCAAAAACAUAUGUUCAGCUGAUUAAUAAUAACUUUAUACUGAAUUUGUGAAUUUGGAUGAAAAUUAAGAUGGAUAAUUAACUAAGGAAGAGAUUUUUAAAGUUUAUUCAAAUAGAUUUGCAUCAAAAGCAGAUGCAAAAGCAUUUAUUGAAAAUAUAUUUAAAAUAGCAGAUGUUGAUAAAAGUGGAACAAUAGAUUUUGGAGAAUUUUUAGUAGCAAUAACUGAUAAACCAGGGUUGUUAACUGAGGAAAAUUUGAAAACAACAUUUAAGAUGGUUGCUUCUAGCAAUGGUAAAUUAACUACACAAAAACUCAGAUUUCAUUUUAGUACUUGCUUAUCCAAAUUAGAUAAAUUGUUCUCAGAAAACUUUGCUAAUCCAUAAGUAUUUUAUAUUUAUAAAUUUUAGAAUGUGGGUUAUUCAGAAUUUGAAUUAUUGAUGAAAUAGUUAUUGUGA